Messenger RNA from Emiliania huxleyi CCMP1516, 687 nucleotides. RefSeq lists its product as hypothetical. NCBI's taxonomy places the organism in Eukaryota, Haptophyta, Isochrysidales, Noelaerhabdaceae. Gene Ontology annotation, biological process: hexose biosynthetic process. Gene Ontology annotation, molecular function: N-acetylgalactosamine 4-sulfate 6-O-sulfotransferase activity. The transcript is spliced from 2 exons. The record is from RefSeq and is a predicted model, not a curated record. The annotation marks the transcript as partial.
AUGACCCACAGCCCGCACACGCCGCUCCCGCUGUCGACGCGGCUGGCCGAGGUGCGCGCGGCGGCUCCCGACGUCUUUGCGGAGCUGCCACUGCCGCUGCAGCCGAGCCUGGCGUCACCGUGCUGGCGUCGCAACGAGACGAGCCGCUUGCGGUGCCUGCCCGCCUUCUUUGUCGCCGGCGCGCUGCAGUCGGGCACGGCCGACCUGUGGAGGCGGCUAAAGGCACACAGCCUCAUCCCCAGCCGGCACGAUGCGCUCUCGCACUGGUGGACCAACCACCCGCGCUCGCGCGCGGGCAACUUUGAGACGUACACGAGCCGCUUCUCGGGCGACGCCACGCUCGCUGCCCUCGACGCCGCGCCCGACUCGCUCCUCGGCGACGCGUCUCCUGCCUCCUUCACCUUCAUGUUUGCCGAGUCGCUCCGGCUGCACUAUCGCUACCUCGAUGCCUUUGACGCGUGCUACCGAGAGUGCAAGGCGAACCCUCCUCAACGCGGCGCGCCCUCCGCCUGCGCCAACCGCAAGAAGGGCUCCGACGGCGGGUCGACCCGCCUCGUGUGGCGCUGGCUCGGGCUGAGGGAGGCGUCGCAGCAGGAGGAGGCGGACGCGCGGCGCGUCAAGGAGGGCGACGAGCUCGAGCAGACCGUGCGCAGGCACGGGGAGGCGCCGGCGCACCACUCCCGCGCG